Messenger RNA from Bufo bufo (common toad), 1326 nucleotides. RefSeq names its product betacellulin (gene BTC). The transcript has 6 exons. Gene Ontology annotation, biological process: epidermal growth factor receptor signaling pathway; positive regulation of cell population proliferation; positive regulation of mitotic nuclear division. The record is from RefSeq and is a predicted model, not a curated record. NCBI's taxonomy places the organism in Eukaryota, Metazoa, Chordata, Amphibia, Anura, Bufonidae. The coding region runs from base 134 to 634 and encodes 166 amino acids.
GGUGGCCAGUACUGGGCAGGGCUUUACACAGGGGAGGGGCACGUCGCCGGGAUAGAAGAGCUCGGCGGGUCACCUCCCUAUCUGCCGCUGGACUGUGGAAGGUCUCACCCCAUGUGCCAGGCAGGCUACAUUGAUGGACACCUCGCUGCUGCUGCUGCCUCUCGUACUCGGGUUUAUCGUUUUCCCGUGGAUGAGUUCAGGUGGAAAUUCAACUUCACAACCUGAAACAAGAAGUUUUCCAUGCCGCGACUACAUAGAAAACUGCUCAGGAAUCUCUGAGCCAGCAAAAUGGAGAGGCCAUUUUUCCCGAUGUCCAAAGUCAUAUAGACAUUACUGCAUAAAGGGGAAAUGCCGUUUUGUAAGGGUUUUGAAGGAGCCUUCAUGUAUAUGUGAAAAAGGCUAUACUGGGGCAAGAUGUGAAAGACUGGACCUGUUUUACUUAAAAGAAGACAGGGGACAACUUGUUGUGAUUGGCCUAAUCAUUGCCAUGGUGGCUCUCAUUCUUGUCAUCAUUUGUAUAUGCAUUUGCUCCCAUCACUACAGAAAAUCACACAUAAGAAAAAUGAAAGGAAAGGAAGUGGAAAGCCUCAGUAAUGAUCCCACAGGGAAAAUGGAGGAAACCCAUUUUACCUAAAGGUUGCAAUGAAGCUACUACACCUGCAGGCAGGUAUCAUGCUACUUUUACCAAAGAGAAUAUGCUGCACCCUUGGAUAAUGGUGAAGGAAAACGGAUGGUACAUCCAUUCAUUGGGACUAUAGCACAAACUUUCUAUAAAAUUUACACCAUGGAAUCAUUUUUCUGCUAAACUGAUGUGUACUGCAAAUACUAUGGCAAGUAUUUCUAUAACAAAAUGGCCCAAGAUAUGUCUAAUGCAUUCAACUUAUCCUCACUUGGAUGGACGAUGGGAAUGUGUAUAUAGAAAAUAUAAGAUUUUGAUAACUUCCAAUUAUAUUUUGACCAAUAUGUUAUUUGUAUGUGUGACUAGUAAUAUUUAGAAAGUUCUGUACUGUACUGCGGAAGUGGAAGACAAACCAUCGGGUAACGUUAUCCUUGGACAGAAAGAUUUGGUUCAGACAUGUGUGAGCCAACAAAUACUGUUGGCUUGCAUUGGUAGACAUGUUUUCAUGCUUUUAAUGCUACAGUAUGUACAGUAGUAUCAGCAGACACAAGUGAAAAUACCACGUUUCUCUACCCCUGUGUUCAAAAUUAAAGGGCGUCAUUUACUAAUCUGAAAUGCGCUUAAUGUAGGUGUAUUUCAGGCGCAGAUGUCAGCGCAACGGCUACAUAGUUAAUACAGUUGAAAAAAGACAUAAGUCAAUCAAGUUC